AUGUCCAAGCCUUCCGAUCACAUCAAGCGCCCCAUGAACGCCUUCAUGGUUUGGUCCCGGGGACAGCGUCGGAAGAUGGCCCAGGAGAACCCUAAAAUGCACAAUUCGGAGAUUAGUAAGCGCCUCGGGGCCGAGUGGAAGCUGUUGUCCGAGGCCGAGAAACGCCCUUACAUAGACGAAGCCAAGAGGCUGCGCGCCCAGCAUAUGAAGGAGCAUCCCGACUACAAGUACCGGCCCCGCCGCAAGCCUAAGAACUUGCUCAAGAAGGACAGGUAUGUCUUCCCUUUGCCUUACCUCGGGGAUACCGACCCCCUCAAGGCGGCAGGGCUCCCCGUGGCAGCCACAGACUCUCUGCUCAGCUCCCCGGAGAAGGCGAGGGCCUUCCUGCCCCCCACCUCCGCACCUUACUCUUUACUUGACCCCAGCCAGUUCAGCUCCAGCGCCAUCCAGAAGAUGACCGAGGUGCCCCACACCUUAGCUACCAGCACUCUGCCCUACGCCUCAACCUUGGGAUACCAGAAUGGGGCUUUUGGCACCUUGAGUUGCCCGAGCCAGCACACCCACACUCACCCGUCGCCAACCAACCCAGGCUACGUGGUGCCUUGUAACUGUACGGCUUGGUCUGCGUCCAGUUUGCAGCCUCCUGUUGCCUACAUAUUAUUCCCGGGCAUGACCAAGACUGGAAUAGACCCCUAUUCUUCAGCGCACGCUACAGCCAUGUAA
Messenger RNA from Pseudonaja textilis, 723 nucleotides. It is a transcript of the gene SOX14, whose product is annotated as SRY-box transcription factor 14. Gene Ontology annotation, biological process: brain development; positive regulation of transcription by RNA polymerase II; neuron differentiation. Gene Ontology annotation, cellular component: nucleus. NCBI's taxonomy places the organism in Eukaryota, Metazoa, Chordata, Lepidosauria, Squamata, Elapidae. The record is from RefSeq and is a predicted model, not a curated record. Gene Ontology annotation, molecular function: RNA polymerase II cis-regulatory region sequence-specific DNA binding; DNA-binding transcription activator activity, RNA polymerase II-specific.